CGAUAUUAUUAAGUUCGAAGUUAAAUUCGAAGUUGAAUAUUUUUGUUUUCGGUCAACAUUAACCAAUAAUUCUAAUUAAUGUUCUCUUCUAUCCAUUGAAUGAACCCUCUAUAAACAAUUUCUCAUAAUAUAAAGGAUAUAAAUUUUACGUUCACCUUGUAUUAGAAGUUUCAAGUUAUUGUCAUUUAGUUCAAAUUGUGUAAUCAAAUAUAUUUAGUAAACAUUAUUUAACUACUUAUUAGUAGUUUAAAAUGUAUCGCUAAAAAGAAACACACACUAUCAAUUAUGUUACCUAAUUCAUUAGAUCAAUUAUCGGAAAGAACUCAAAUUCAUGGAACAAAUACUAUUACUAAUGAUAAUAAUGAUAAUAAUCAUAAUAAUAAUAACAAUAAUAAUACAAAUCAAUUCAAUGAUUUUCGUCUAGGCAUUACACAAUUAUUAAAUCAUAGUACAAUACAUGGUUUAUCGCAUCUAUCCAAAGCAACUAAUCAUAUAAAUCGUUUCAUCUGGUUCAUAUUAUGGUUAAUUGGUAUGAUUGGAUUUUUAAUUAAUUUAUCAUAUAUUAUUGAACAUUAUUUAUCAUAUCCAAUAUUAACUAGUUAUAUUAAUGAUUAUGAAGCAUUUCAAUGGCCUGAUAUUAUAUUAUGUAAUGCAAUGGCACCAUAUAAUGUCUAUGAUAAACAAUAUAAUAUAUUAUGGAAUAAAUAUAUGAAUUUAGCAAGGAAUCUAUCAUUGCAUAUACCAAAUGAUUUAUUUCUAAAUAUAGAUGAUAUAGAUACAAACGAGAUUAUAAUACAAUCAUUAAUACAUUCAACAAUAUCUUAUUGGGAAUUCAAUAUUGGCAAUAUUGAUAAUAUGUUUCAAUUUAUUGCAAUGGACAAUGGUUAUCAAGGUAUACGUUUAUCCGUUGGAUUAGAUGAUAAUUUAGUCAUGUUACCAAUACCAUUAAAUCAAUAUUUUUAUACACAAAUAUUACAAAAACGUUAUAAUGUACCAUGUUUUAAUUUUCAAAUUUCACGUCAUUUAAAUAAAACCAAUUAUCAUCAUAUAGAAAAACUUGCUUUUGGUAUUAAAUUUAAUUAUCAAAGUUAUUUAAUUAUUAAUUCAUCUUAUACAUCACAUAUGAUUGAUUUAUAUAUCACAUUACCAAAUCAUUUCCCUAAUAUGAAUUCCAUUGAAUUAAUACCUGGUUAUAUAAAUCAUAUUAAAUUAGAAAUGUUACGUAUAAAACGUAUCAAACACCACUAUUACCACCACCAUCGUCAUCAUCAUCACGAGCACCAUCACGAACAUCAACACCAACAUCAAUCAUUAUGUAAUGAGAACAAAUUUUCAACAAUCAUCUAUGAUGGUGAUUUAAUUAAUAAACGUUUAAUCUAUGGUUCCAAUGAAUUAUGCCAUCGUAUAUUAUCACAAUAUUUAUAUUUAAAUGAAUGUCAUUGUUAUAGUCCUUUCUUACCUUAUGGUUACUAUGGUAACAUACCCAUCAUUAAUAAUCAUAAUAAAACAAUGGAAUAUCAUCAUCCAGCUUUAUGUUUAAAUAUGUCAUUAUAUAAUAAGAAUCAAUUAAUUGAUAAUGUGAAUUGUAUGUAUCGUGUCUAUCAAAAAUACAAUAAUCUUAGUUUAUAUAUGAAUUUAAUUGAAGCGAAACAAUGUGAUCUGUUACAUCAUUUACCAUAUUGUGACCAUGUUUAUUAUCAAAAUUUUGGUAUACAUCGUAUUAUUAUGAAUGAAUUAUGGAGUAAUACAUAUAAUGAUGCAAGAGCCACAUUUUUAAUUCGUACAUUUCGUGAUGUAUUUAUUAACAAUACUACUACUACUUAUAAUAAUACUACUGAUAAUACUACUUAUAAUAAUGAGAAAUUAACAACUCAACAAAUUUUAUUAGAAAUGCGUAAUAAUUUUGGUUUAUUAAUUAUAGAACGUAAUAGACCACAAGGUAAAUUAGUACGUGAAGAACAAGAAUAUUCAUUAGCACAAUUAUUAUCGGAUAUUGGUGGUAAUAUGGGUCUAUGGAUUGGGAUCUCUGUUAUUGGUUUAUUUGAAUUUAUUGAAUUAAUUAGUUUUAUAUUAUAUACAUUAUGUAAUUAUAUCAUUCAUUUAUGUAGAAAAAAUUGAGAAG
Messenger RNA from Schistosoma intercalatum, 2122 nucleotides. The record is from the annotation of a GenBank genome assembly. Lineage: Eukaryota; Metazoa; Platyhelminthes; Trematoda; Strigeidida; Schistosomatidae.